Talaromyces rugulosus is the source of this 1050-nucleotide messenger RNA. RefSeq lists its product as uncharacterized. NCBI's taxonomy places the organism in Eukaryota, Fungi, Ascomycota, Eurotiomycetes, Eurotiales, Trichocomaceae. Gene Ontology annotation, molecular function: flavin adenine dinucleotide binding; electron transfer activity. Bases 1 to 1050 code for a protein of 349 amino acids. The record is from RefSeq and is a predicted model, not a curated record. The transcript is spliced from 3 exons. Gene Ontology annotation, cellular component: mitochondrion.
AUGAUUUCAAUCGCAAGGCCGUCGGUCUUGCGAGUUGCGCGAUCGCAACUUUGUGCGUCACGACCGAGCUUCGACGCCCGGUUAUCGGCCCUCACACGCCUACUGUCUACGCUCGCGGUACUCGAGCAACGCGAUGGCAAGCUUCAGCCAUCGUCCCUCUCUGCAAUUGCGGCAGCACAGAAACUUGGAGGAUCGGUUACGGGAUUCGUUGCCGGUAGCGGCGUCAAGGGAACUUCUGCGGCUGAAGCAGCCAAGAUCAAGGGCGUGGAGAAGAUUCUCGUUGUAGAGAACGAGGCCUACGAGAAAUCCCUACCCGAGAAUUACGCCCCUCUACUCGUCGAGAACGUCAAGAAUGGAGGAUUCUCCCAUGUUAUUGCGGGACAUUCAGCAUUUGGCAAAAAUGUUUUGCCCCGAGUCGCUGCUUUACUCGACGUCCAGCAGGUUUCCGAUAUCACUGAUAUCGAAAGCGAAGAUACCUUUGUUCGACCCAUCUACGCCGGUAACGCCAUCCUUACAGUCCAAUCGCAAGACCCAAUCAAAGUCCUUACUGUGCGAGGCACCGCCUUCCAAGGCGUUGAAACCGAAGGUGGUUCGGCAGAGAUCGUUGACGGCUCAGAUCCCAAGGCAGAGUCUACUACAGAAUGGGUCUCCGAGGACCUGGCCAAGUCAGACCGUCCCGAUCUAGGAACCGCAUCCCGUGUCGUUUCUGGUGGCCGAGGAUUGAAGUCGAAGGAGGAAUUCGACCGAGUUAUGGUUCCAUUGGCUGACGCCCUCGGCGCUGCAAUUGGUGCCUCUCGCGCUGCCGUCGACAGUGGAUACGCUGACAACAGUCUCCAAGUUGGCCAGACCGGAAAGAACGUUGCUCCUCAGCUGUAUCUUGCUGCUGGUAUCUCGGGGGCCAUUCAACAUUUGGCUGGUAUGAAGGAUAGCAAGGUCAUUGCCGCCAUUAACAAGGACCCCGAUGCUCCAAUCUUCCAGGUGGCCGAUGUCGGAUUGGUGGGAGAUUUGUUUGAGAAAGUUCCGGAGUUGACGGAAAAAUUAAAGAAAUAG